GAUUACAAAAGCAAGAAAAUUAUAUAUAAAAAGAAAAUAAACUAAUAUUAAAGAAAGAAAAUUUGCGUAUAAAUUCGCAAUAAUAGUACAGCAGAAACUCCCUUCAGCACACAUACAAAAGAACCGAAUUGAAUAUAAAAAGAAAUAAAAAAAAUUAAAAACUUAUAAAACACCCCGCACAUACACCACAAAACAGAAAUCAUGUCUGAUUCACAGAGCGAUAACCCCAUCUACGGACCCUUCUUCGGAGUUAUGGGAGCAGCCUCAGCCAUUAUUUUCAGUGCUCUGGGAGCCGCCUAUGGUACCGCCAAAUCAGGAACUGGUAUCGCUGCCAUGUCAGUGAUGCGACCAGAAUUGAUCAUGAAAUCCAUCAUUCCCGUUGUCAUGGCUGGUAUUAUUGCCAUUUACGGUUUGGUCGUAGCUGUCCUUAUUGCUGGUGCUUUGGAACAACCUUCAGAUUACUCACUGUUCAAGGGUUUCAUUCAUUUGGGUGCCGGUCUAUCGGUAGGUUUCUCUGGUUUAGCGGCCGGUUUUGCGAUCGGUAUUGUUGGUGAUGCUGGUGUAAGAGGUACAGCACAACAGCCGCGUCUGUUCGUCGGUAUGAUUUUGAUUCUUAUUUUCGCUGAAGUAUUGGGUCUGUACGGUCUUAUUGUUGCCAUUUACUUGUACACAAAAUAAAUCAAUUCAACAAUUACAACAAAAACAAAUCCAACAUCCACAUCAAAUAAAGCAACAAAAUGCAAACAAAUCAACCAACCAAACAAUCAUUAAAAUGCAACAAGCAACAUCAUCAAAGAAAUUUGUAAUAAUAUAAACGCAGCAACAACCAAAAACAAAGUGGAAGCGAGAAAGAUCACCAACAAGAUUUACAGAAAAAGCAGCUGUCAAGCAAAGAUGAAAACAGCAGUAGCUGAUCUCCCAAAGCUGAAAGAAUUGGUUGCACAGAGCCAAAGAAAAAAUUCAACAAAUGAAUGGCUGGUUUAGUAUUGAAAUAUUCGUAACAUCGAAUAAGGGAAGAGAUGAAUCGUUGCACAAAUAUUGAAUUACAAAAUGUGCAACAUUCGAUAUUAUGCAGCGGGAUAUGCGUCGAGCCAAAAAACUGUUUCGUCUCUAUGUAUGUUUAUAUUACCAUUACCCAGCUUGAUUCUAUUUAUGUUACGUUACUUUGUGAUUUUAAUUUAUUUUCGGGGAGCUAAGACCAUUAUCGACAACAACAAAAACUCAACAAUUUAUAUUUGUAUAUACAUAAAGUAACCAAGUGUUAAACUAAAAAGAAAGAUUGGGUCUAUUUUUUUCGCCGCGAUGAAAGCAAGGAAGCAAAGUAACCACGUAAAUGUUAUUAAUAUUUCAACACAUAAAUCGUUACAAAUAACAACGCUAGUAGGUUACCUCAAAGCGUGUUAGAUCGCAACAAUCGACGCUGCCAAUUGUUUUUUUGUUAAUUUUCCGUAUUUUGUUAAAAAAAAAAAAAACAAAAAGAAAAAAAAACGUUUUCUGCUGUAAGAUUUGAAAAAACUUUCUCUUUUCGCGUUUUUUGCGUUUAUAUUAACAACGAUUUUCUUUUUUGUUAAUGUUUUUUCUGAUAUUUCUUUUUUUGUUUUUUGUGUAAUUAUAAUUAUAAAUAUUUUCAACAACGUUUAUUGUUGUUAUUUAAAGAAAAACUUGCGUAUUCAAAGUAGAAAGAAAGCAAAAACACUACAACCAAAAGCAGUAAAAGUUUAAAAAGCAAAUGGGAAUGGAAUCAACCAACCAACAAACUUAUUAAAUAAAAUGUACAUGUAAAUUUAAAUUUAAAAUUAAUAUUAAAAUUAAUUAAACUUAAAUAAAGCAAACAAAGAAACAGUA
Molecule: messenger RNA, 1845 nt
Organism: Anastrepha obliqua
Lineage: Eukaryota; Metazoa; Arthropoda; Insecta; Diptera; Tephritidae
Gene: Vha16-1
Product: V-type proton ATPase 16 kDa proteolipid subunit c
Exons: 4
Coding region: 202-678 (158 amino acids)
Biological process (GO): proton transmembrane transport
Cellular component (GO): proton-transporting V-type ATPase, V0 domain
Molecular function (GO): proton-transporting ATPase activity, rotational mechanism
Source: RefSeq, a predicted model, not a curated record